CCUCAGCCCCCUACCACCAAGCAUUACCUGUUUAUCUCCUGUAAUUAGUCAUUUGUGAACAACGAAGAUGGCUGGGUCCACCGAAGUUUACCGUGCAAGUGCUACGGCUCCUGUCAACAUCGCUGUUAUCAAAUACUGGGGGAAGCGGGAUGCUGUCCUUAACCUUCCCACAAAUUCCUCGCUCUCUGUGACCCUAUCGCAGGGUUCUUUACGUGCAUACACCACUGCAUCGUGUUCCCCUACCUACCCCACCGAUGCUGGCGAUUCUUUGACCCUCAACUCGCAACCGCAGAAUAUAAAAGACUCAAAGAGAACGCUUGCUUGCCUGUCAGAUUUACGAAGUCUCCGUCGAGAACUGGAGAAUGCAAACCCAUCUCUACCCAAACUCUCAGGUUUCCCUCUACGGAUUGUAUCGGAGAAUAACUUCCCGACUGCGGCUGGUCUUGCCAGCUCCGCGGCUGGUUUUGCUGCGUUGGUUCGCGCGGUUGCCAACCUUUAUGAGUUGCCCCAAUCGCCUAGCGAUCUCAGCCGCAUUGCACGCCAGGGCUCUGGUUCCGCAUGUCGCUCUAUGAUGGGCGGUUAUGUUGCAUGGCGUAUGGGGGUCUUGGAAGAUGGUAGUGACAGCUUCGCAGAAGAGGUGGCUCCGGCAAGCCAUUGGCCUGAGAUGCGUGCCCUUAUCCUUGUCGUUUCUGAUGCGAAGAAAGAUGUUCCCAGCACGCAAGGAAUGCAGGCAACAGUCGCGACCUCCACUCUUUUCCGAACCCGUGCUGAAACAGUGGUGCCUGCACGGAUGGCUGCGAUCGAGUCCGCGAUUAAAAACAGGGAUUUUGCUUCCUUCGCCGAGAUCACCAUGAAAGAUAGCAACAACUUCCAUGCAACCAAUCUUGACACCUGGCCACCUACGUUCUACCUCAAUGAUGUGUCUCGUGCUGCCAUCAGGCUGGUCCAUGAUAUCAAUCGCGCAGCUGGCGAGACUAUUUGCGCUUACACGUUCGAUGCCGGCCCAAAUGCCGUGAUAUAUUACUUAGACAAAGACUCGGAGCAUGUCAUUGGGACAUUCAAGUCAAUUCUGAAGGCUGAGACCGAGGGCUGGGAUGGUGUGUAUGGUGGCGCAGUUAAGCACAUAAAAUGCGGAAUUCCGCUGGAGAAUUUGGACUCGAGGGCUGUCGCUGAGCUGAAGGGUGGUGUCAAUACCGUUAUUCUAACUGGCGUCGGCGAAGGGCCACAAAAAGUGGGCCAACACCUUGUCAGCGAAACUGGUGAAAUUUUGAAAGGAAGCCCCAAUUGA
Molecule: messenger RNA, 1288 nt
Organism: Histoplasma capsulatum G186AR
Lineage: Eukaryota; Fungi; Ascomycota; Eurotiomycetes; Onygenales; Ajellomycetaceae
Product: diphosphomevalonate decarboxylase
Exons: 2
Coding region: 68-1288 (406 amino acids)
Biological process (GO): isopentenyl diphosphate biosynthetic process, mevalonate pathway; isoprenoid biosynthetic process
Cellular component (GO): cytosol
Molecular function (GO): ATP binding; diphosphomevalonate decarboxylase activity
Source: RefSeq, a predicted model, not a curated record